GCCUGACAAGAUUUGGAUAACUGCAAAAGCUGUAGGCAGAAAAUAACUUUCCAAGUGCUCUGAAGUUCUGAUGGAUGGGAGAAGGGAAUUUUUUCACUGGCAGCUUCCCUGCAUGGGUCUAUCAACUCAGGGAGAUUGAAACAAUAGACCUCUCGAGAAACCUCCUAUCGGGUCAAAUCCCUGACAGACUUUCUGCACUACGAAGAUCGGCCGUGUUAAGGCUGUCGAACAAUGGAUUCUCGCGGAGAAUUCCUAACAUUAAUGGACUAUGGCAGCUCCAGACAUUAGAGCUUGACUCCAAUAUGUUCUUUGGAAACUUGCCAAUGCUUCCUAAAAGGUUUAGAACUUUGACUUCGUGCCACAGCCUACUUUCAGGGCCUAUAACAUCACUAGGGACGCUUGAGCAGCUAAGAUCGGUGGACGUGAGUUGUAACAGGUUUUCGGGUUCCAUUAGCAAGGGAGUUCUUGCGUUGCCUCCGUUGAAUCACAUCAAUGUUUCCUUCAACCAACUCACAGUAACGGAGGUGGACAACACUUAUGAGAUUGGGUCCCCACUUCAAGUACUUGACGCACAAGAGAACCAUCUGCAAGGUCACUUGCCCCUUAAUAUGGUCACCUAAGAGAGCUUAGCAGUAAUUAAUCUAGCCCACAAUCGAUUCCCCAGUGGGAUCCCCAUGGAAUAUGGGGAUAGAUUAGGAAACCCGUGGAGAGCCUUGUUUUUAGAUCAUAACCUCCUGUCAGGUCGUCUUCCACUACAGUUCGAUAGUGGCGCAGCGAGGAUCAGAGGCAGUCUUGCAAACAACUGCCUCAGGUACCCAGUAAACAUCCCACUUUGCUGCCGGGGGCAGAGACCAGCUUCAGGAUGCGUUGGUGAGAAUGAUGGGAAUUAGUGAAAGAGAAGUCAAGACGACAAAAAAAGCAGUGAACAUAUUCUAGCCAUUGAGACUUAAGUCCAUUCAUUUCCCUUAUGUGGGUAUCCACCUCAAAGGACUAGAAAAACUAGCUCAACCUUGAGAAACGAAUGUAAACAGUGAAGUUCUUCCUAAACAAUUUCCCAGUGAUUUGUAAAACUCUCUAAUUCUAGAUCUUUUAUAGUUUCUUUACACUCAAGAACCGUAAUGAUUCCAAAAAACAGAAAAUCUAUUGUUGACUUUUACAGCA
Messenger RNA from Theobroma cacao (cacao), 1161 nucleotides. Its product is annotated as Leucine-rich repeat (LRR) family protein. NCBI's taxonomy places the organism in Eukaryota, Viridiplantae, Streptophyta, Magnoliopsida, Malvales, Malvaceae. Gene Ontology annotation, molecular function: protein binding. The record is from RefSeq and is a predicted model, not a curated record.